This is a messenger RNA of Phalaenopsis equestris, 955 nucleotides long. Its product is annotated as probable mediator of RNA polymerase II transcription subunit 26b. The transcript has a single exon. Gene Ontology annotation, cellular component: nucleus. NCBI's taxonomy places the organism in Eukaryota, Viridiplantae, Streptophyta, Magnoliopsida, Asparagales, Orchidaceae. The record is from RefSeq and is a predicted model, not a curated record. The coding region runs from base 192 to 947 and encodes 251 amino acids.
AUGACCAUUUAUUUCGGCUAGUUUGUUAAUCCCUCCAAAUACUGUGGAACUACUCAGAAAAUUCAGUCAUUGAUCGUUAUUAAAAAAGAUAACAUUUUGAUCGGAUUAUUCUGCUCCCUCUCAUCAUUUCCGAACGGUGAGUGCGUAAGAGCAAAUCCUUUGCAGAAAAAAAGCGAUCUUGGUUUGCGGCAAUGGCGACGGCGGACGCGAAAGAGUCGCUGGACUGGUGGAGGAAGUUUUUCAGCUGCGCAAAAUCUGAUAUUUUUGAGUUGAUCGACGGAGCCAUCAUGGUAGCGGCGACGGAUCACCCCAAGGAGUUUAUGGUCAGGAAGGAUCUGAUUGUUCAGAAGCUUUGCACUGCCCUUAACAAUGGCGAUGAGGGUGGCAGAACUGAACAGAGUGAGACAGAUGGAGAGGUGAUGAGGAUAAAGGAAGUCCUUUGCAACCAUGAAAAUGAAUCUGAUUCAGUCUUGUAUGAAUCUCUAAAGCGUCUGGAGCUCAUGCAAUUGUCUGUGGAAACUCUGAUGGCGACUGAGAUUGGAAGAACCGUAAAUGAUCUGAGAAAAGACAGAGCUGGCCAAAUUCGCAAGAUUGCUCUGAGUCUUAUUAAAAGUUGGAAAGUUUUGGUAGAUGAACGGAUUGCUAAAAAGAAUGCAACCGAGUCGUCCGUCAUGAAAUCCUCUUCAACUGAUUCUAGGCAUGGCGGCUCGCCGAAGCUAACUUCUGAACAAAAACAGAGCAGUCAUUUAAGUGCUGGAGUGGAGAGAAAGCGAUCUAAGGAGGCUUCAGAAACGUCAAGGCUGGAGAUUGCAAAGAGGAAGCUUCAGGAAGGAUAUCAACGAAUUGAAAAUUGGAAGAAGCGACGGCAAAUACAGAUUAUCGAGCUGCGUGAUCUGCCGAAGGAAUCGCAUGAGAAUGGGAGAUCAAGGAAGAAGCUUCCGAAGUAGUUUGGCAU